Messenger RNA from Procambarus clarkii (red swamp crayfish), 2197 nucleotides. RefSeq names its product probable diacyglycerol O-acyltransferase tgs1. Gene Ontology annotation, biological process: triglyceride biosynthetic process. Gene Ontology annotation, cellular component: plasma membrane. The record is from RefSeq and is a predicted model, not a curated record. NCBI's taxonomy places the organism in Eukaryota, Metazoa, Arthropoda, Malacostraca, Decapoda, Cambaridae.
CUGGCGCCGGACCGGUGUCGACAUCCGCCCGCCGUGAUGUACUCGUCUCUCUGGAGUUUGAGGUGACAGGUUGACACGGAAAGUGUGCCAUGAUGACUUGGAAUGGUUGGUGGUUGUGCGUGGCGGCGGUGAGCCAGUGUGUGGUGGGACUGAUUAUUGUGAUGGUGGCAGUGCCACUGGUGGUGCCAGUGCUGGCGGUGCUGUGGGUGUGGCGGUGUGUGGUGAUGAUGGUGGUGCAAGGCAUCCACGGAGGUGGCGUCUACGCCGCGUCGGGGAUGGAUGCGCUGUUCGCCCUGGAUUCGACAGGUGCGCGGGCGGCGAUCUGCGGAGUCGCGGUGCUGCGCGGACAGGUAAGCGUCGCUACGGUCAGGAAUCGCCUAGCUGCGCGGAUUACGGAGGUUCAGGACACCCGCGGACGCUUCGUACACGCAAAGUUCCGCCAAGUGGUGGAGAAGCGGUGCGGUGUGGUGGUGUGGCUACCGGAGACGAACUUCCACAUUAACAACCACGUGAGGGAGCUGCACCAGCGACUCCUCGACGACGAGGACGACAUGCUGAGGGAAAUGAGCGCCAGAGUCAACCUGCCAUUCGUGCCCGGACAGUCUAAGUGGGAAGUGCUGGUGGCGCCACUGAGGAACCCUGCCACUGACAAGUGCUGCGAGUGGACACACACGGCUGUUAUCGUCAGGUUCCACCACACCCUAGGAGACGGCCGGUCUGUAAUGAGGCUGAUAUCAACUCUGGUUGAUCCUCCACCAUCGGAUAUCCUGCCUCAUCCUGCCACCAGCUCCUGCAGCAGGGCAUCCCGCGCUGCACACCUGCUGUGGUCGCUGACCCACGUGCCCUGGGUGCUGCUCAGGCUGCUGAAGAGAACUGACGCCUCAGCCCUCCACGGCCCCAGGCUUUCCGGGACUAAAUUCCUCGUCUGGUCUCCGCCUCUCUCUCUCGCGGCACUCAAAACUGGACGAGCUCUCGCCGGCGUCUCCGUCAACGACCUCCUCCUGGCGGGCCUGGCAGCGGCACUCUGCAGGUACUUCACGGAGGAGGCGAGGGAGGUGCACCCCCAGGUGAUCACCGUGGUACCUGUGGACCUAACUCCUCCUGGUACCCCGCUCGUCCUCACCAACCACUUCUCCUUGUGCACCGUACCGCUGCCCACCUGUGCGAUGAGCAAAAGGAGUCGCCUGAUGACGGUCCACCGACGCCUGGAGGUACUCAAGCAUUCCCCGGACGUCAUGGUUAACUUCCUGGUACUGGAUCUGGUGGCUAACCUCCUCCCGGCGCCGCUGGCCCGUCGGGCCCUGGCUACCCACGGGGUCACUAUGGUGGCCUCCAAUAUGCCCGGUCCUUCGAACCAGAUCCAGAUGUUUGGGGAGGUUGUUGAAGACUUAAUGUUUUGGAUUCCUAACAAAAGCAGAACAGGUCUCGGGGUAUCCAUGCUGAGCUAUCGGGGCUCCGUCCGCUUGGGGCUCAACGUGGACUCAGCGCUCAUACCUUCCAAGACUCUGGCUAGUCAGCUGAUGGAACACACAACAGCCGAAGUCAGCGCCAUCCUGGCGGAGCUGGCGAACUCUGAGAUCAAGUCAGAGGAGAUUCAUCUCCCUGAAGGUGGAGAAAGCUACAGCAGCAUCAGCAUCGGCGGGAUAUCGGAGGUGGUGGCGACGCACAGCACGGACGAGUACGAUGACGACGGAGCUGGCGUCGGGUCCUUCAGCUACUUCGAAAUGCGCGGCAGUUCCGACAGAAGGACGAUUGACAACUCAGUCACGUCCUUUGAAAACGAAGUCCUCUGUCCUUCCGAAGACCAAUACUUAUUAGGAAGAGUUUCGCGAAGCAGCGCGUCUCGCUCGCCAAGGAGCGACUUGGAAUUAGAAAAGGCUUUCCACGAAAUCAAACGUCACAAGUUUGAGCUGAGUGACAUACACCUGGAAAUCUCAGACGAUAAUCAGAUUGAAGACAGAUGAGACGAGUUUCAAGUAACCAAAAACAGCCCCCCAAAGCAAAACAUAUUUUAAGAAUAUAUUCUUGUACGACAAUUUUGACAAUUUAAGAGGUAAGCAACCAUGGCAAUGACCCCUAAACACUAUGAAGACAAUACAAAGAUAAAACGGAAGAAAAGGAGGUGGAAUCGAGGUCUGUUUAAACUGCUUAAUAACGGUAUAAUAAUGGAGUCAAAUUGACCAGACCACACACUAGA